Messenger RNA from Rotaria sp. Silwood1, 732 nucleotides. The record is from the annotation of a GenBank genome assembly. Lineage: Eukaryota; Metazoa; Rotifera; Eurotatoria; Philodinida; Philodinidae.
AUGUCGGAGUUUGGCCAAAAUAGUACAAAUAAAUUAUAUGCUAGGCAACAUGAAUAUUGGGAGAAGUUAAGUAUCGACAUAAAAAAUGCAGUGAAAGCACAUGAUCCAGCAACUGCUUUUCAGUUCAUACAAAGACUUCGUGAAAAUGGACUGAAUACAAAUUAUCAACGAGUUCAGGAUAAGAACGGUCUAACGUUAACUAACAGCAAAGAUCCACUAAAUCGAUGGAGGGAGCAUUUUGAUGAAAUGCUUAACGUUAAUACAAUAGUGGACGAAAAUGUUUUACAACAAAUUUCAAGUCAUAAAAUCGAUGAUGAAAAGCUUGCACGACAAGAUGCAAUACCGACUCCUGAUGAAGGGUAAAUUUUCCACGACGAUGAUAUAGCUCGGAAAAUUCUGGAAGCUGCAACACCAGGUAAGUGUAAAGCGUUAGGGCGUUCCGUAGAGAACUUCGAUGGACAGAUAUGGCAUGAGCAUCGUGCUCGUAUUGUUUCAAAUGGAGUUUAUCUCAAAUUUACACAAAAUGAACAUUUGAAAAAUGCUCUUUUGAGACACUAUGGUAGCUUAUUCGUGGAAGCAGCCGCAAAUGAUUGUAUUUGGGGUGUUGGUUUACACAAAAACAACCAAUUGAUUAAAAAUCGUGCUAACUGGAGAGGACUCAAUCUUUUAGGUUAUAUUCUAACUGAUGUUGCACAUCGCAUUCAUGAUGAAGAUAAAAAGGCAUUGACAUAA